Molecule: messenger RNA, 2868 nt
Organism: Gadus chalcogrammus (walleye pollock)
Lineage: Eukaryota; Metazoa; Chordata; Actinopteri; Gadiformes; Gadidae
Exons: 17
Coding region: 19-1737 (572 amino acids)
Source: RefSeq, a predicted model, not a curated record
CACCUAGCCGUUGGGUUGAUGCAUGACCAAUUCCUUGCAGAAGCCAUGGAGGCUGCGGAGAAUGUCAAUCGGGCAAGAUCUGGAGGGGAUUCACCACGGAGCUCAACCAAACGGAGCGGACGCGGGAAGGCCAGAGGGAGACGUGGAGGCCGUGGAGGCCGUGCGGGCCAUACAGGCCGUGCAGACCGAUGGAGUGGCCUAACUACAGGCAUGGACACUGAGGUGUUGGCACUUCCUUCAGAGGAUUCCUUGCCCUUACCCAGAGCACAGCAAAAUCCUCAAGAGAUGUUUGAACAAAACAUGGAGAGGCUUUCUGCCCUACUGGAUUCAAGCCCAUGUCCUGCUGAGCCUGAGAGAAGCGCAGCAUCAUCGUGGUCUGUUAGGCAGCAGAAAGCCUCUGACCGUUGGGAGGAAGCACGGCCGUACCACCUCAGAUGCCUUUUGGAAUCUGAGGCUGUUGGCAAGCCAUUGUGUUGCUUCUGCCACAAGCCUGCUGUUAUAAGGUGCAGAGAGUGCCUUGCAGAGCAGUGGUUUUGUGGGGCCUGCGACAUGCAUAACCACAGCAAACGGCCACUCCACAACAGGGACAGCGUGGUGGAUGGCUUCUUUAAAGCCAUUCCCCCAUCCACAUGUAUCUCAAGAGGAGAGACUGGAAUAUAUGCCACACAUGAGCAAGAUCGCAUUUUACCGACAAUGCCAGCACAGCACUGCACCUGCCAGGUCCCUAGCUUCACAGUGGAAGCUGGGAAACCAGUCAUCUUGAUUACCAUCAAUGGGCGUUAUGAUUUGCAUUUGCCACGUUAUGUGUGCCAAACAUGCCUGCAGCAGUGGGCCCCCGAUGUGAGAGACCUAGUCAGGAGUGGAUAUUGGCCAGCUUCUGCAAAUGCUUCCACAAUCUACACGGUGGACCUCCUCAACACCUUUCAGGAGCUGAAGUUGAUCUCACCUGGAUUCUCCAGGCAAGCCUUUGCAAAAAUGCUGGAACAUCGCACACUGUGUGCAGGAAGAUCUGGACAGAUCAACGGGGAUGCCCUGCAGAGGAGCUUUCUUGAGUUUGCAUACGCCUCCUUUGAGAAAGACCAGCUCUGCUGUGAUACCCCUUUCACCUGCCCUGCCUGCACACCUGAAAUGGUAGCAGUGUCAGCAGAUGGCAACAGGAAGCUUUAUCGCUUUGGCCAUACUGGAAGAUCUAAUGACACUCCCUUUAUUGAUGGGCUAUUUCUAGCCAAAGACAGUGAGGUGUCUGAUUUUGUCAACACAAUACAGAUGGCGGUGAAGAAUAUAAAGGGGAGAGGCACAUGUGGAGACUCUCAAUGGGCAGCAGCAAGGGAGACCUCUAGGCGGGCCUCUAAACUGGAUGAGGAAGGCGUUGAGGUUGCGGUGUGUCGGCAUGGCUUCCUUUUAAAAGCCCUUAAAAUGUACCGAGGAGAGAUAUUUGCGUAUCCUAUGUAUCUCCAAAGGGAGCUUCUCCCAAGAAAGGCACAGUUUUUUGCUAUGGAUGUGGCAUGCAAAUACUGGCCAUACCUACAAAAAGUUGCUUCGGUCAUUCCAGCUCUCAAGAGCCUCACAGAAAUGAAGCCCUUCCUGAGCAUCAUGCAUGCAAGAGCUCAUGCUACCAAGUGUGAGAUAAAAUGGAGUGGUCGGAAUCAGAAGGGAGCAGGCACAACUGCCGGUGAGGAGGUGGAGCAAAUAAACAGCUACCUCUCCCGUUGUGCCCUGACAACAAAGUACAUGUAAAAAGCAGAACGUGUGGACAUGCUCACUGUGCAUGCAAUUGGUUGGAACCAUCACAAAGCAGAGACGCUACACAAGGCCCUCUCCACAAGAUAUGUGAAGACAUCUAAAAGGGCAGAAGAAGAGGCAGAGAGGCUGUCACAACUGCAGAAGGACCUGCAGUGCUCAAAUGCAAUGGCUGUACAGUGGAUUGCUGAAGUCAAGGAAUGGGCAGAGAGCGAGACCCCAGUAACGGGUCUGCACGUUCUCCAGCAGUCCAUUGAGGGUCUCCAUCUGGGUCUAAAGCAGCAGAAACAAACCCUCUACCGUCAGAAUGACAGAAACAAGCUUCGCCAUCGUCUCCGAAGAAAGUUGACGGAAGACAAAAAGCGCCUUCUCCAGGAGAUUGAUAAAUACAACAGUCUUGUUGCAGACCUCUCCAAAAGGAUUGAUGUGGCCUUGGUUGACCACUCUUUGGCUGGACAGAGCACUGGCGCAAUAUGGCCAUGGGAGGACUAUGGAGUGUAACAAUCGGGGUCAAGAAACGACUGCACGACCAGGAAAUGCUGAAAACACGGCUGGAAGAGGAGCUCCCUAUCCUGGUGUUGGAGAUGGCCCAGCACUGUACGUGAUUGCAGAACCUGGGAGUGGCCCUCAAGACGGAGCUUGCAAGAUACGAAGAUGAAAAUGGACUUCACAACGAAGGAAGACAGGAAGAACAACAUCAAAUGGUCCUGCAGCGGUAUAAGACUGCUCUAGGUCCAUUGGCCUCUGUCCUCCUUGACGUUUGUGAGGAAGAGGAAUGUGAUCCGAUGGGCCUGGUCAGUCCAGACACCAGCGAGGAUGAGGAAGAUGCAAGAGAACAAGCAACUUAGUUGAUGGUGUGGUUUCGUGCCUCGCUUGAUGUACACAAAUGAUCAUUGUUAUUGCUAUGUUUAAAAUAAAAAAAUCUAUCUCUUCAAUUCAAGAUGGGGUGGGUGAGAAUAAAUAGUGCUAUAACCUCACUAGCCUUAUUUACAUGGACACAUCUGUUCCGCAUAGAUUUCUAUGCACGAGAGACUUAACGGACACUUUUGUUACUGCCAUGUAUACAGUACAUUCGGAUCACAUUUUAGGAAGAGAUCUAUGACGCAUAGAAAUCUAUGCGGAUCAGAU